Molecule: messenger RNA, 999 nt
Organism: Mycena indigotica
Lineage: Eukaryota; Fungi; Basidiomycota; Agaricomycetes; Agaricales; Mycenaceae
Exons: 1
Coding region: 13-999 (328 amino acids)
Biological process (GO): mitochondrial translation
Cellular component (GO): mitochondrial large ribosomal subunit; ribosome
Molecular function (GO): structural constituent of ribosome
Source: RefSeq, a predicted model, not a curated record
UUUGGAACGGCCAUGUUUCGCGCCAGUGUAGCGCGUCUCUACGCGGCUUCCAAACCACCUUCAUCAACGAAUGGGCGGACCAAGAAGCCACAUGUGCACAACCCUCUCUAUAGAAAACAAGUCUCUCUGGCUCUCGCAAGAUCACAACCGCUUGCUGUUCGACUGCGUCGUGCCCAACGACAUGCUCAGCAAAUUGGCCUUCCUCCCUCUACCGAUAAAAAACCCUCACAAAGACUCGAGCUGAACGAGUUCUUACGCCAGCGUGAUGAGCAACCGCUCAAACAAAUUCGCAUUCCUCGAAUAAGAGGCAUGACUGUUGCCUACCAUGAAGGAAAACCUUAUACGGUUGCCGUCGAGGGCAAAAAAGUCUACCUUCCUAAUAUCGUCAUCAGGCUCGUUCGAAACCACACGCCUCCCAACGAACCCUAUAACCCAUGGCAAGCGACCUUCCGUGUUCCUAAAAACCUUACGAAAACCGACAUUCGGAGCUACCUCAUGGCGGUUUAUGGCGUUCAGACAACUUACAUCCGGACGGACAACUAUCGCGCAGAGCUUACCCACCGACCAGAAAACCGCAAUGUGAAUAAUCAUUCCAAGCCCAGUAUCGCCUCAUACAAACGCGCCAUUGUUGGCCUGGUGGAACCAUUCUACUAUCCCCUCCGCCUAGAAGACAUGGUGCCAGACCGACGAGAGCAAAGGGAAACAGAGAUUGAAGAAAAGUUGCAGAUCAAGGUGUUCCAAGAGCUGGAGAUGGUCAAUAACCAAAACCGCCGGCUGGCCACCGCUAUGCCGAAGCACAAGCCUUCCUCUUUUUGGACUACAGAAGUAAAACUCACGCGGGCCAAGGAGUUGAAACAGAAUGCAGACGAAAGGAUAAGGACAGAGACGUUGAUUGCACAACAAGUGGAGAAAUGGCGGCAGAAACGGGCAGCGGGGGAGAAGAUAGUAUUAAACGUGCCAAAGGUUGGCAAGAGUGAAGUACCGACUGUCGUCGAAUAG